Molecule: messenger RNA, 375 nt
Organism: Dujonia railenensis
Lineage: Eukaryota; Fungi; Ascomycota; Pichiomycetes; Serinales; Debaryomycetaceae
Source: the annotation of a GenBank genome assembly
AUGAUACGAGUAACUACAUCUAUAGUACAGGCUAUAUUGGUGGAUUUGCAAAUCAUACAAAAUAACCCAUUCUCAAUUAUCACAUCCCCUGAUACUUAUAAUCCUCCAUUUACAAAUUCUCUUGAUGUUUGGUACAAUGUAACUGAUGGUAUUCCUCAUCACCAUGAAGAAAGCUGGGGCUUUAUAGGGUUAGCCAUACUUUUCGCGGGGUUUGACGUAUUGUAUAGUAUGUUUCGCUUGUUUGCCGCUGGUUUAAUAGGGGGUACUAUGAUAUGUGUAUGCAUGACAGCAUUUUUAUGGAUUGUAGUCACCUUGAAAUAUAGAUGGCAAAUGUUGAAGCGCUUUGGUGAAAUUGAUUGGACAAUAGUGUGUUAA